UAGUGAAACCACGGUUAAAAUUUUAGGAUAUGAUAAUUUUUCUAGUUGACUAAAGAGAGCUUCUGGCAUUCAUCAUGCCAACGAUUUUAAGCUAACAAAUAAAUCUCAUUUAUUCGUACGAUAAUAUACCUAACUUUAUAAUAUUUUUGUCCAUUUCAUUUUUCCAAAAAAAGUGGAUAAAAUUACCGAUAAUAAAGGGAUAAAGUUUGGAUUUAAUAUAUCGUCAUGGAUAAAUUACCCACGUAAUUUCUACCUUAUUAUUGUUUUUUUUUUCUUCUUUUUGGAUCAGUCACGUCGAAAUCGAAUGAUUAACAUAUUUAAGACAUAAAAAUCCUUUUCCAAACUUAAUUAUUACUCUUAUUAUCCAUUGACUUAUCCAUUAAUCAAUCCAUUCCAUAAUUAUACCGCUAUUAGUAACUCUAAUUUCAAAUUAAUAAUAGUAAUAUCCAACAGUAAAAAUGACUAAUUGAUCGUGUUUUUGUUUUAUAUAAAUUCCCUAUUCUGUCUCUUUCUCGGCCCAAUCACCGAUAUCUUCUCUGCAAGAAUUUUCUUCCUCAAUUUCCGUUAACAGUGGAUGAUGAUGCCGGCGCCUGCGGCCCAGAUAUAUCUAUAAAAAUAACGAUAUUGGCUGAUUCCACAAAGCCGGAGCCACAAUCUCUUGACGUCACUCCAAUUCACGAGGGGAUUUUUUUUUUGACAUUUUGUGGGGAAGGAAGCAGAGCUGAGAGAGUGUUUGGUAGGUGGGUCGGUGGGUGAGAGAAUGAAGAAGGAGACGGUGGUUGCAGUGGUGGUCGGAGCGGCGGCGGUUUGCGCUGCUGCUGUUGCGGCGGACGCGUUGGUCCGCCGGAGGAGGCAGAGCCGCCGGAGGGAGAAAGUGCGGGCGAUUGCGGAUGGGUUCCGGCGCAGGUGCGCGACGCCGAUCGAGAAGCUGCAGCGGCUCGCCGAUGCUAUGACUGACGAGAUGCACGCCGGGCUGCUGUUGGACGGCGGGAGCAAGCUCAAGAUGCUCGUUAGCUACGUCGACAACCUCCCCACUGGAGAUGAGAAAGGGUUGUUUUAUGCGUUGGAUCUUGGUGGGACGAAUUUCCGGGUGAUGAGAGUGGUGCUCGGCGGGCAAGAAGAGCGAGUGGUCAAACAAGAAUCGGUGGAGGUCUCCAUUCCUCCACACGUGAUGACGGCAACUUCAGAUGAGUUGUUCAAUUUCAUUGCUCAAGCUCUAAAGAGAUUUGUUGACACGGAAGGUGAAGAUAUGCGGCCGUCUCCUGGUAGGCAGAGAGAACUGGGUUUCACAUUCUCGUUUCCAGUGAAUCAGACAUCGAUUUCCUCGGGCAAUCUUAUCAAAUGGACGAAAGGGUUCUCCAUUGACGAGACGGUUGGACAAGAUGUUGUGGCCGAACUGACGAAAGCUAUGGAAAGAGUCGGUGUUGAUAUGCGCGUGGCUGCUUUGGUGAAUGACACAGUUGGAACAUUGGCUGGAGGAAGGUAUAAUAACCCUGAUGUCAUUGCAGCUGUGAUCUUGGGCACUGGAACCAAUGCAGCAUAUGCAGAACGAGCAAAUGCUAUUCCAAAGAUGAAGGGUGCUCUCCCCAAGUCUGGUGAAAUGGUUAUCAACAUGGAAUGGGGUAGUUUCCACUCCUCGCACCUUCCACUGACAGAAUAUGAUAAAGCCCUGGAUAUUGAGUCCUUGAAUCCUGGAGAUCAGAUUUUUGAGAAGGUGAUUUCUGGUAUGUAUUUAGGAGAAAUCUUACGCAGGGUUCUACUAAAGAUGGCUGAAGAAGCUGCCUUGUUUGGUGAUGUUGUUCCUCCAAAAUUGACGUCUCCAUUCAUCUUGAGGACACCGGUUAUGUCAGCGAUGCAUCAUGAUAUAUCCUCAGAUUUAACAGUUGUUGGAAGCAAACUAAGAGAAGUCUUUGAGAUAUCAAAUACAUCCUUAGAAACGAGAGAGCUAAUUGUCGAGCUGUGCAACAUAAUAGCCACCCGUGGAGCUCGUCUAUCAGCUGCUGGGAUUUUCGGCAUCCUCAAGAAAGUUGGAAGCGACACAAUUCAGAAAGGGGACAAGAAGAAGUCGGUGAUAGCAUUAGAUGGCGGGUUGUUUGAGCAUUACACCAAGUUUAGAGACUGCUUAAAAGCCACCCUAACCGAAUUGCUUGGAGAUGAAGUUUCAGAGAGUGUAACCAUUGAGCUCUCAAACGAUGGCUCUGGCAUUGGUGCAGCCCUCUUGGCUGCUUCUCAUUCUCGAUACUUAGAGGCUACUGAAGAAUCUUGAGAGAGCAUCAUGUGUAAGGCAGUAGGUAGACAGAUAGAAGGUCAGACCUCCCCUUCAGACGUGUAGAACAAUUACUGGAAGCAGCAUCAGAAUGCUAAAGCUUCCCCUGAAGCCUGCAGUUAUGGCUCCGAGCUUUACCAUUUCGGUUUAUCGUUCUGCAUGUUUCGAACAAUUAUUUAUAGAGAAUAAAAUGUGUGAUCGAUGUAAACUGUUGAGUUGCCGUAGUCAGUCAAAAGAGAAAAUUUUGUUUCUCUUGAUUCAAUAACCCAACUAUCAAGCAUCCUUUUUGUCUUAGUUAGUUGGUUACAACUUACAAGUUAUUAAAAGCUAUAUUUAUCAUCUUCUCUGAGACCAGAAAGGCUGCAAAGUCUACAAGACUACUAUAACAGUAUUAAUAGCAAUUAACAGCAUGUCAGCAU
Linum trigynum is the source of this 2685-nucleotide messenger RNA. NCBI's taxonomy places the organism in Eukaryota, Viridiplantae, Streptophyta, Magnoliopsida, Malpighiales, Linaceae. The record is from the annotation of a GenBank genome assembly.